UUCAUUUGACAUCGAAUUCAGUCCAGUCAAAAGGAAAAUGUUAUCGGGUUUGUGAUUAAGUUCCCAUUACUGCAAUAAUAUGAAAGUUUUUGGUAAAGAUAACAUGUGUACUCAUGAAGAUUGUUGAGCGACAUUAUUAAUGGCCGAUUUACCGAAUGGCUGGGUUCAGCUGGUACCUUUCUGAAGGCUUCCAAGUUAUUAUUGAGAAGUCAAAGGAUGCAAAAUGCUCUCUAAAAGAUAUCCAAUUGCGUUUCUUGUGCCCUGACGACCUAGAGGAGGUGAGAUCUCUGUGCAGAGAUUGGUUUCCCAUAGAAUAUCCACAGUCCUGGUAUGAGGACAUUACAUCGUCAGAAAGAUUCUUUGCCCUAGCAGCAGUGCACAAAAGUGAAAUUAUAGGCCUUAUUGUGGCAGAAAUAAAGCCUUAUCUAAAACUGAAUGCGGAAGAUCGGGGAAUACUAUCAAGAUGGUUUGCAUCAAAGGACACACUUGUUGCUUACAUACUGUCUCUAGGAGUAGCUCGUUCGUUUCGGCGCUCGGGUGUAGCGACCAUGCUCCUCGAUGUUCUGAUCAACCACCUGGCGGGGCCCGUGCCGCAGCCGCCUCAUGAGCACCGCGUCAAGGCAAUAUUCCUACACGUGCUCACAACCAACACAGAGGCUAUACUUUUUUAUGAACACAGAAGAUUCCGUCUGCACUCGUUUCUGCCGUACUACUACUCGAUCAAGGGGCGGUGUAAGGACGGGUUCACGUACGUGUACUAUGUGAACGGCGGGCACGCGCCGUGGGGGCUGUACGACUACGUGAAGUACGUGGCGCGCGCGGCGUGGCGCGGCGGCGGCCUGUACCCGUGGCUGUGGAGCAAGCUCCGCACCGCGCUCACCAUAGCCUGGCACAGAAAUUCCCACAAAACGUAGAAGUGCAGUGUGUGCGCAGUGGUUGAACGAGAGAAUUUAUGAAAUAUCACUAAGUUAUGGAUAAUUUAUAGAGAGCACUGUUUGUUGUUUUAUACGCUGACGUGAAGCCAAAUUUGAUACAAGUAUUUUUGCACAAGUAAUGACACUGUAUGUGCCGGUGACACAUUUUUAUAUGAUACGUAUCUAGGAUAGAGGGAACACCGUACACGAACAAAUUCAAGCGAACAAGUCCCCGAGGGACCGUCAAUUUGGCUUCAUAUAUUAAACUGACAAAGUUAUUUGUGAUAUUUUUAUUACUCAAAGCUUUAAAUUUAAUAAUUCAUUGUAUUUUCAUAUUGUGCGAACAAAUAAUUGACACAUUUACACGUAAUAUUAAUUUGGUUCAAAUAGUUGCGUUUGUUUGAGUGUCGCGGAGGGCAUCGAAUGCUACAGAAAUAUAACAAAGUGUCACGUGCCAUGAUAUACUGCCAAGAUUACUAAAGUAAGGUGCCUGUGUGUUCAAUGUAAGUAAUGUACGGAUAAACAAUAAUAUUGUAACAAUAACCUUUAUUUACAUGCAAUACCUGUAUCGGCUAUGAGAGCAAUGCUAACGGAGAGAUCGCUACGACGUCGGGGCAGGUAUCAGCGCUAUUCAGAUCACCACCUUAGUAGGUUUUGUACAAAUUAGACUCAUAUUACUUUGACUUAAGGUUCUUUUUAAAUUUAUUAUUUCAAGUUCUUUCUUAAUAACAGACUACGACAUAUAUCUUACCAAUGACCACUAUCAUAAUAAUAAUUAAUUAUCAGAGUGGAGUUUUAAACUAUACUAAUUAAUGAUGCCCUUUCCAUACAUUACACAAAAAAAUAACAAAUACAUUUUAAAGUACUUCUUUUUUAAAUUUGACGAAAGGGCUCUAAAGGCCUUUGUACAGACUAGGUUUAGUUAGAAAUCGUAACAUUUUCACACUUAUUUUUUUAAAUGAUUUACUUAUGAAAUGUUCGUCCGUUCGUAAUAAAAAAAAUAACGUACAAUAGCUACUACGGAGAGCCACAAAGAAAAAUAUAUAUCUUUAAGUUGUAUUUAUGUCAUGACUUCUGAGAAUCGAAGUUCUCUUUAACGCCCAAUCAUAUACAAUAUAAUUAUAUACGUAUGUAUAUAAAGUAUAUAAAGACACUCUGUACAUAACGGAGUCAUGGUUUAUUGAUUUCGAUAUUGAUAGACCUUUGACAUUAACUCAGUCACAUGACGCAAAUAAUUCUUAACCAAGAUUAUACUGGCUUUAAUGUUAAUCAGACCGAAUUUUUAUAUUAUUCUACUAAUAUUAUAAAUGCGGAAGACAUUGCCAAUAGUCAAAGUCAAAAGCAUUUAUUCCAAUUAAACCAUUAUCAGGUACUUUUGAAACGUCAACAAAUAAAUAGUCUGUCAGUCUGUCCGUCAGUGAAACAUAACCACUAAUCACCAUUUAAUUACGUAUUACAUUUUGUAAUACUGUUUCUAUUUUUUUAACAAAAAAAAAACAUUAAUCCUUUUUUAAGAAGAGUUAAAAAGGAUGCGAUAUGGAUUUUCGUAAAGUACAUAUUUUGCAGUUUAUUUUUUAUAGUUUUGUUGUAGAAGACGAAGUACAAUAGCAGGUUUCUCAUUAAUUUAUAAAGAAUAUAUUUUUAUUUUAUUACACAACAGUUUUAAUCGAUCUGAAUUGGAAGUGCUGAUAUCUGUGUUACCCGAAGUUUACGUCCAUUGUAACUGAUUGUAUAAAUGUACUGUAAUACUACACAACACCUUAGAGUUUUCUUUAGAUACUGUAAAUUAAAUGUUCUAGAUGUUUAUGUAAAUAGUUUUAACGAAAUAAUUAUAUAUAGGCAUGUAUGUACAGAUUAAAUAAGACGAAUUUAAUAUAUUAUCAAAAAGGCUGUCGUAUUAUUUCACGUGCCUACUUGUCUGAAGUUUUGUGAAGUAUUAAAGUAAGAUCGAGACAUUGCGUAGUUUCUUUGAAUGAAUAUUUAGCUUGACCAGUCUCUCCGAUACAUGGCAUUGGAUACAAUAAUUGUGAGCGCUAGAGAGCCUUUUCUCUCUAGAGCUUUUAAGUAAAUUUACACUACCUAGCCGAUAAUGGUUUUUAUUAAAGUUUCUGUCAACUCUGUCGUGUAUAUUUUGGGCACAGAACAAUGGAUUUCUGCAUUCAGUCACACCAGUGUACGUAGUUUAAUGAAUGUACUCACAUGAACCAAAGUAUUUUAAUGUCUUAGUUUUGUUAUCACUCACUCACUCGAUGUUUUAUUAUUUUUAUUAAUUAAGUAUUAAUCAAAUUAAUGUUUAUCGUCUAUGUGACAAUUUGAGUAUUAUUAUUUGGACCACUUUAUAAAUUAUUUCUAUAUUUAUUUAAAUUCGAAAAGCAGUCAUGAUAGUUGAUUACGUGUCUAACGUUGUAAUUUGUGAUAUUAUCAUCGUUUAUAUUGUUUCGAAGUAUUUUCUAAAGUUUUGCAAAAUUGUAAUAAUAAGGUCGACAUUUGUGUGUUAACUGUCCUUUUCUAUAAUAUAGCACGUUCCUAAUGUUAAAAUGGAAAAUUUUACGUUAUAAUUCUAUGUUUAAUACUCUAAAAUAGGAUAUAUUUUAGCUUCCAAAUAAAUAUCAUUGUUGACUAAUAA
Messenger RNA from Spodoptera frugiperda (fall armyworm), 3540 nucleotides. RefSeq names its product N-alpha-acetyltransferase 60 (gene Naa60). The transcript has 6 exons. Gene Ontology annotation, biological process: N-terminal peptidyl-methionine acetylation. Gene Ontology annotation, molecular function: histone acetyltransferase activity; protein-N-terminal amino-acid acetyltransferase activity. Lineage: Eukaryota; Metazoa; Arthropoda; Insecta; Lepidoptera; Noctuidae. Gene Ontology annotation, cellular component: Golgi membrane. The record is from RefSeq and is a predicted model, not a curated record. Bases 156 to 914 code for a protein of 252 amino acids.